UUAAUAUUAAAUAUAAAUAAAAUAUAAAAUAAAAUUACAAAUUCAUAUUCCCAGACACAGCGUAAAUAAAAUCAGAAUUCCAAUGAUUUGCUCUACAUGGGUUUUGGUAAGACCACCGAUGAUUGGGAAAAUAUCGUGUUUUUAUUUCCAAGAGGACAAGCCCAAUUAUCGCCCGAGAUGAAGAAACCGUCAAUGAGAGAAACCCUUUAUGCCCUUCUCACCUAAUAUACCUGAAAAAAAAAUAUAUGGGAUACUUUAUUCGAUACUCGCAUUAACAUACUUCACAUGUACCAUUCUCACCAUUUCUUUAUUUGGUGAGACAGCAGCAAGAACAUGCAGGGGCAGCAUCAUUCCAUUUCAGCUCCCUAGCUGUAAAAAUUCCAACUUCAGAGGAGCCCAUCAGAUCUAUUCCCAUUCUUUGUUAAAGCAAAACAGACACAAUCCAGAGAACUGUAAACAGCACCAGCAGCAUCAGAAGGCAAAGCUCCCAAGCUUCUGAAAACAAAACUCUGCAUUUCCUCACUCUGGCCACAUGGAAAAGUCGAGCCACUUUGCAGAAGCAAGAGCAGCCCACACGGUAGGGACUGAAGUCGAUGAGGAAGGAAGAAACCCAGAAAGCAAUUCGCUGAACCAGCCAUUGCUCAAGAGAAGCCGAACACUUUCCUCCAAUGGACUGGCCAUGGUUGGAGCCAAGGUCUCACGUAUUGAGAGCUUGGACUAUGAGAUCAAUGAGAAUGAUAUCUUCAAGCAUGAUUGGAGAAGCAGAACCAGAGUCCAAGUGUUGCAAUACAUAUUCUUGAAAUGGACAUUGGCCUUCCUUGUGGGGCUGCUCACUGGCACAAUUGCCACGCUGAUCAACCUCGCAGUAGAGAACAUCGUGGGGUACAAGCUUCUUGUGAUCAUCGAAUGCAUAAAGAAAGAGAGGUAUUUGAUGGGAUUGGUUUAUUUCAGUGGGGCAAAUUUCGCACUGGCAAUGGUUGCUUCAGUUCUCUGUGUGCGAUUUGCUCCUACUGCAGCUGGGCCCGGUAUACCUGAAAUCAAAGCUUAUUUGAAUGGAGUUGACACUCCGAACAUGUUUGGUGCUUCAACACUUAUUGUCAAGAUCACUGGGAGCAUUGGAGCUGUCUCUGCAGGCCUGGAUCUAGGAAAAGAAGGCCCUUUGGUACACAUUGGUAGCUGCAUUGCUUCCUUACUAGGCCAAGGGGGUCCUGACAAUUACCGUCUCAAAUGGCGCUGGCUUCGUUACUUCAACAAUGAUCGUGACCGCCGGGAUCUCAUCACUUGUGGUGCUUCCUCAGGGGUUUGUGCAGCUUUCCGUGCCCCAGUGGGCGGCAUCCUGUUUGCUCUUGAAGAGGUUGCAACGUGGUGGAGGAGUGCACUCCUGUGGAGAACCUUUUUCAGCACAGCAGUCGUGGUUGUGGUGCUCAGGGCCUUCAUGCAAUACUGCAAUUCUGGGAAAUGUGGGCUCUUUGGAACAGGAGGGCUCAUCAUGUUUGAUGUGAGUAAUGUCACUGUACGGUACCAUGUGACUGAUAUUGUCCCUGUGACAGUUAUUGGAGUGCUUGGAGGAGUACUGGGAAGCCUUUACAACUACACUCUCCACAAGGUCCUCCGACUCUACAGUCUCAUUAACGAGAAGGGAAGAAUACACAAGCUGCUUCUGAGUCUCACUGUCUCGCUAUUCACCUCACUUUGCCUGUAUGGCCUCCCAUUUCUUGCCACUUGCACACCCUGUGAUUCAUCCCUUGCUGAGUCUGCCUGCCCCACCAAUGGACAGACUGGCAACUUCAAACAAUUCAACUGCCCAGAUGGCUAUUACAAUGACCUAGCUACUCUCCUUUUUUCCACCAACGAUGAUGCUGUUCGAAACAUCUUCUCCACAAACAGUGCCACUGAAUUCCACCCUUUCUCCCUCUUAAUCUACUUCACACUCUAUUGUGUAUUGGGACUCUUCACCUUUGGCAUUGCCGUCCCAUCUGGACUCUUCCUCCCUAUCAUACUUAUGGGCUCUGCUUACGGUCGUUUGCUUGGUGUUUCCAUGGGAAGCUACACAAACAUUGACCAGGGGCUUUACGCAGUUCUAGGUGCAGCCUCACUCAUGGCCGGCUCUAUGAGAAUGACUGUUUCUCUUUGUGUCAUAUUCCUCGAGCUCACCAACAACCUUCUCUUACUACCCAUAACAAUGUUUGUACUUUUAAUUGCCAAAUCUGUUGGAGACUGCUUCAACGCAAGCAUCUAUGAGAUUAUACUAGAGCUUAAAGGCCUGCCUUUCUUGGAUGCACAUCCAGAGCCAUGGAUGAGAAAUAUCACGGUCGGUGAGCUUGCUGAUGCCAAGCCAGCUGUAGUUACACUUCAUGGAGUGGAAAAGGUGGCUCGUAUUGUGGAUGUACUGCAAAAUACUACACAUAAUGGUUUCCCUGUUAUAGAUGAAAGGGUGGUGCCAUCUAUGGGGAUCGUCACUAGUGCAGCAGAACUGCAUGGCCUGGUCCUCAGAGCUCACCUUGUUGCAGUGCUUAAGAAGAAGUGGUUCCUGCAAGAAAGAAGGAGAACAGAGGAGUGGGAAGUGAGAGAGAAAUUUACCUGGGUUGAUCUGGCUGAAAGGGAGACAAAUAUUGAGGAAGUGGCUGUGACAAAGGAUGAAAUGGAAAUGUAUGUUGAUUUGCAUCCUCUCACCAAUACCACCCCUUACACAGUGCCAGAGAGCAUGUCCGUCGCAAAGGCAAUGGUGCUUUUCAGGCAGGCUGCACUCCGCCACCUGCUCAUCAUGCCUCAGUAUGGAGCAGCUGGGGUUUUUCCAGUGGUGGGGAUAUUGACCAGGCAAGAUUUGAGGGCCCGCAACAUCUUGAGUGCCUUUCCUCAUCUAGCCAAGUCAAAGCAAAGACAGAAGGGGAAUUGAAUCCCAACCAAUGAAAAGCAUCUGUCAGUGUUCCUGGAGCCUAUUAUUCUUCUCUGCAUGAAGCACUUCAGUUUUUUUUGAAAAAUGAUUUUGCAUUCUUUUAUCCAGUUUUAAAGGGAACAAAUAAGAUAAUACACCUGUAGAAAUUUUUUUUUUCCUUCCA
This is a messenger RNA of Malania oleifera, 3059 nucleotides long. RefSeq names its product chloride channel protein CLC-b. Bases 533 to 2896 code for a protein of 787 amino acids. Gene Ontology annotation, biological process: transmembrane transport; chloride transport. Gene Ontology annotation, molecular function: nitrate:proton symporter activity; voltage-gated chloride channel activity. The transcript has 6 exons. Lineage: Eukaryota; Viridiplantae; Streptophyta; Magnoliopsida; Santalales; Ximeniaceae. The record is from RefSeq and is a predicted model, not a curated record. Gene Ontology annotation, cellular component: intracellular membrane-bounded organelle; plant-type vacuole membrane.